Molecule: messenger RNA, 1992 nt
Organism: Wallemia mellicola CBS 633.66
Lineage: Eukaryota; Fungi; Basidiomycota; Wallemiomycetes; Wallemiales; Wallemiaceae
Exons: 4
Coding region: 1-1992 (663 amino acids)
Molecular function (GO): guanyl-nucleotide exchange factor activity
Source: RefSeq, a predicted model, not a curated record
AUGGGAGAUGUCAAAAAUGCCAUAGACAAUACGCCUUUCAUUCCUAUCAGCCAACUGACUAUCAACAGCGAUAAUAACAGACUGGAUAUUAAUGCACACUCAAAUAUGAGUAAACAGCCUAGGAAAUCUUUCUCUGAGGCGUACGAUAACAAAUAUAAAUCACCAUUUAAACCAUUUAAAAAGAUCUCUAACUUCUUCAACAACUCUAGUAGCACAACCGAUAAGGACGUUUUCGCUGAAACCGAACGCUCGAAAGCACUAUACCCAGAUCUUCUUAGGAGAGCGAAAUCGCUAGACCACAAUCAAUCCAAGCAAUUGAAGCAACAAAAACAAGAGAAACAAGAAAAAUUAAUGAGAACGCACUCUAGAGUUAGAAAUAAGCUCCGUAAGACACCAAAGCAGGAGACUGAACAGCAAGACAAUGAUACCAAUAGCAAAGACAAACUGCGCAAAAGGAGCACAAGACGCAGUAAACGAAAAGAACUUGAACAAAGUGAUGAAAUACACGCUAGCUCACAAAUUCCUUCAGUACCCCCAGUACCCCCAAUUCCUCCAGUUCCUAGAAUACCAACUCCCAAGAGUUCCACUCCUUCUAGUACGACCUUUCCCUCAAAUAGUGUUACCUUCACGCCCUUUCCUGGUAGCCAUAUCCAUUCUCGUCCUAGUCCUCCACCUAGACUUGACAUCCCCAAAAUCUCACCCUUCGCGCAAACGCUCGACUUCGUAUCACCUCAGCAGAAUUUAGAACACUCACAAGCCCAGUAUAUUCGCAACAACCAAAGGAGGGAUCCGAGAAGCCCUACGCACAUGCUUGGCGUUAGUAGUUCUUCAGACCAUAGUAGUCCUACUGUAGCUACCAAUUCUGGCCCCCCAACACCAAUGAGCAACUUAACCAACCUUAGCAACUUCAGUAAUCGCCCACAAACAUUACACUUGAUCACCGAUGAUAAUCUAUUCUACGAGGCACUCAAAGAUUAUAGAAAGAGAUCAAUUGUUUUUGGUACCGCUGAAAGCGAUGUUGUUGCAAGCCUAGGUGGUAAAUCUAAUGAUAAACAUGUGCGAACGCCUUCUCCAUCGCCUACCAAAUCGAAUUUUGAGGAUAUACCAGCUAAUGAAGAUCAAAUUAUGUCUGAUCCUGCUUGGAAGAGUGAGGUAAAGAGGCUAUUCAUCAUUCGUGAAAUAGCAAGCACGGAGAGGUCAUACGCAAAAUAUCUUUCACAGCUGCUUGAGCUUAUUAAAACAUCCUAUCCCACAUUUCAAACCAGACCUUCAACUACAUUGCAAAUAAUCGAUGAGAAUGGUAGCAAGAAUCCUGAAGAGUCCUUCAAGCAUAUCAAACUACUAGCGAAGCAUUUACCAGAGCUCAUACAAGUUUCACAACAACUUCUUCAACGUCUGGACGACGACCCUUCAGCCUAUGGUGUAGCAGUGGCUUUCAUAAGCUUAGAAACGGACUUAGAGUCUGUCUUCAUUAACUGGAGUAGGGCUUACCCACAUGUGAUAGAUUCAAUAUCACAAAAUAAACUAUUGCGGGAGCAAAAGGAGAAAAGGAACAAAAGAGGGAAAUCGAUGUCGUUUGUUGAAUCAAACAAGUCGCAACAUUCAGACUUUUACCUUCAAUCACCCCAUGAUAAGGUUGAAAGUUACACUAUUACCAAGAAAGGAAGAGUAAAGACGGAGCCAACUAGAACAACAAAUGAAAAAUCUCUUACUAAAAAGAAACGAAAACAGGCUAUUGAAGAGAGUUUAGAGAGGUUAACACUUAAUGACUCCCAGGUACACCAAAGGCUGAAACUUAAUGACGUUGCAGUAAUGCCUUCACAAAGGGUAACUCGAUACGUCUUGUUAUUAAAAGGUAAAGUAAAGCUUCUAGACCUGUCAAAACAUACUCCAGAAUCCGCAUUAGCUAGUGGACUUGUAGACAGGGCAUUAAGGGGGGCACAAAGGAUAGCUAAUGACUGUAAUGAAGCAAGCGCACGACAAAACAUCUAA